AUGGCUCCCACUAACAACUAUGACUACAACUUCCCAUAUUUCCCUCUUUCACCACCACCACAUAAUAAUCCUCCAUUCCCUCCACAGGUUGCACCACCUCAUAAUUCUCCCACCCCUCCAAAAGUGUCCCCACCGCAUCAUCCUCCGCCACCACACAUUACACCCUCCCCUCCAAAGGUUCCUCCACCACAUCAUCCUAUUACACCACCAACACCAUCCCCAUUCCCAGUUCCAGCAACACCACCCAAUCAUCCAUUUCAUCCACCACCACCCCAUCACAUUCCUCCACCAUCACCAUCUCAUAUUCUUCCACCUCCACCUCCUCAUAUUGUUCCACCUCCACCACCAACACCAGGACAUCAUUCAACUGUUAUAAUUGUUGUCUUUGUCUCACUUGGUGGUCUAUUCUUUCUUGCAUUCCUCUCAGUGGCUCUCUGUUGCUUCAUUAAGAAGAAAAAGAAGAAAACUGAAAUCUUAGAGUUUGAUGAACAUACUAUAGUCCAGGAAGCCAUUUUUCCAGGCCCACAUGGUGAGAAAAUCACAGUACUAAACAUUGAAGAGGAUGUGCAUCUUGUAGAGGAGAUUAAGAAAAAUGAAAAACUGACUGAAGUUUCGCACAUUAAAUCGGCACACGAUCAUCCCCUGGAUUCUGAUAUAGCAACAUCCUCCUCUCAGUCCAGUCAGCAGAGUCAGCACCAUCUUGAGCACAAGGUCUGA
Messenger RNA from Dovyalis caffra, 717 nucleotides. Lineage: Eukaryota; Viridiplantae; Streptophyta; Magnoliopsida; Malpighiales; Salicaceae. The record is from the annotation of a GenBank genome assembly.